This is a messenger RNA of Chinchilla lanigera (long-tailed chinchilla), 1555 nucleotides long. RefSeq names its product glycoprotein hormone alpha 2 (gene Gpha2). Gene Ontology annotation, molecular function: hormone activity; hormone receptor binding. NCBI's taxonomy places the organism in Eukaryota, Metazoa, Chordata, Mammalia, Rodentia, Chinchillidae. Bases 913 to 1341 code for a protein of 142 amino acids. Gene Ontology annotation, biological process: cell surface receptor signaling pathway. Gene Ontology annotation, cellular component: extracellular region. The transcript has 4 exons. The record is from RefSeq and is a predicted model, not a curated record.
CUGGCCUUGACCCAGUGGUUAUCUUCCUGCCUCAGCCUCCUGAGAACUAGGAUUAUAGGGGUGCACCACCUCACCCAGUCCUGUGUGACUUUCAGUAACCUUCCUUGCACCUCAGUAGCCUCACCUAUAAACUAGAGGUCCCCCAAACAACCAGUAACCUUCCUUGCACCUCAGUAGCCUCACCUAUAAAACUAGAGGUCCCCCAAACAACUGGGGUUGACAGUUUCAGGCUCUUUUAGGAACAGGUCCUUGCUAUUCCAGGGGCUAGAAGGACCCUGUAGCUUAGACCCCCAUUGUGUAGCUGACCAUGGCAUGAGAAGACUUCUGCUUGAUGCUAGACUGGAGGCUCUAACAUAUCUCAUUCCCCCAGGCCACCUGGCUUUGCACCCACCUGUGAUUUCCCCAGUCCAGAAAAAUCUCCCUUUCCUCUGUAGUCAGUAAGAGACAGGCAGGCUAAGUUUAGUAAUUCUAAGGCUGGGGCCGGCAAGGACCUGAACAGGGAGUGUCAUGCCCAAGGUCGUGCCCAAGGUCAUACAGCAAAGAGGAACCAGGUGACCAAGAGAUUUGACCCCUCUUCUCCAGCAGCACACACUCCACCAGGCCCAGAGCGUUUCUCCAUGUCUCGCUCCCCUGAGCCAGGGACCGUUGGCAGCUUUUUAGACAGAGGGUAGCAGAAAGCAGCAUAGCCCACUCUUUGAGGACCCCGCAUCAGAACAGGAUCUCCCAGCUAGAAGUGCUCUGAAGCCUCAGGCUGGGAGGCGGCUUCAGAAAGCCAAUCUCUAAGAAGGCGUGGCUCCAAAAUACCCACUAAUAAAACCCUGAGAGCUGCGGCCGGCAAUCUGGAGACCAGCAGGAGGCACUGGGGGCCUGCCAGCCAUCUCAUUGCUGGUGGUUGCUGGCAGACCGACGCCGAUGGCAUCCCCUGGAGCCCUGCUCCUCUGCACGCUGGUCCUCACAGUCUCCGAAGGCGGGGGUCGGGAGGCAGACGUUCCAGGCUGCCACUUGCAUCGCAGCCUCUGCAGAGGAGCAUCCCUGCUUGCCUGUUUCCUUCCAGCCUUCAAUGUGACAGUGCGAAGUGACCGCCAAGGCACCUGCCAGGGCUCCCAUGUGGCACAGGCCUGCGUGGGCCACUGUGAGUCCAGCGCAUUCCCCUCCCGGUACUCUGUGCUGGUGGCCAGUGGCUAUCGGCACAACAUCACCUCCAUCUCUCAGUGCUGCACCAUCCAAGGCCUGAAGAAGGUGAAGGUUCAGCUGCAGUGUGCGGGGAACCAGAGCAGGGAGCUAGAGCUCUUCACAGCCAGGGCCUGCCAGUGUGACAUGUGUCGCCUCUCACGCUUCUAGCCACUAGGAGCUCUAGCCCUGCGGUCCACUUGCCAUGGAACUGUUUAAACAAGGAGCUGCUCCAGCUCUGACCCUCUGAGUAAUUCGCAAUGGCCACCCGCUGAGAAGAGGGGUUUCUGCUUCUCCCUCGUCUCUGCCUGACCCUUCUAUCCAGUCUCCCGUCCCUUCCCGUCCUUUUUUGUCCCUGCCCCUAAAUAAAGCAAGCGGCUCUUGA